Molecule: messenger RNA, 1962 nt
Organism: Oreochromis niloticus (Nile tilapia)
Lineage: Eukaryota; Metazoa; Chordata; Actinopteri; Cichliformes; Cichlidae
Gene: rsph1
Product: radial spoke head component 1
Exons: 7
Coding region: 127-831 (234 amino acids)
Biological process (GO): spermatid development; axoneme assembly
Cellular component (GO): nucleus; motile cilium
Source: RefSeq, a predicted model, not a curated record
GCGUGACCGACGGUUGUCAUAGCAACUAUAAACUAGUAGGCUAAAAGAGGUGCAGGAUUUUCCCAGUUUUGGGCGCUUCUGUUUAAACUAAAACUACAACACAGUUGAUCAGAAACUAACAGAAACAUGUCUGACGUAGGAUCUGAUGAGUUCGAGGAUGAACAAAAUAAACUCGGGGAGUAUGAAGGAGGCAGAAACGAAGCUGGAGAAAGGCACGGAUUCGGGAAAGCUAUUCUGCCCAACGGAGACAUUUAUCAGGGAGACUAUCAGAACGGGAGAAGACACGGACAGGGGACAUAUCGCUUCAAGAAUGGGGCGAGAUAUGUAGGGAACUACCAGCAGAACAUGAAACAUGGACAGGGAACCUUCUACUAUCCCGAUGGGUCCAAAUAUGAAGGGUCGUGGGUUGAGGAUAUGAGACAAGGUCAUGGUGUUUACACCUACCCCAACAAAGACACCUAUGAUGGAGAGUGGCUGCAAAAUUUGAGGCACGGACAGGGCAUUUAUCACUACCACGAAACCGGCUCUAAGUUCAAGGGCACUUGGGUGAACGGCAAGAUGGAGUCAGCUGGAGAGUACCUCCAUACUAACCACAGAUUCAUGGGCAACUUUAUCAACAACUAUCCGCUUGGGCCAGGGAAGUACGUGUUUGACAUCGGCUGUGAGCAGCAUGGAGAAUACCAGAAAGCAGAGCAGUCUUUCCAGGACAGAGCUGAGGGUGAGUGGGAUGGGCUGGCCUCUGCCACUGUUCUCAAGUGGAUUCCCAAAUGUGUCACAGGCCUAACAACAGGAAUUCCUGGGAAAGAGACUUCAGGUGAAAUUCAACAGUGAUGUGCAAGCCGUGAUUGUACAACUACAAAGUUGUAAAACUACUGUCUGAUAGCAGAACCCCGUACAGAACGAUCUUCUAGCAACCAUAGAGAUUUUGAAUUUGAAAACAUUGAAAAUGUUCAUUAAAAACUUUAAAAAAUGUUCAGUAAAAGGAUAACAUUUAAUAAGUAAUUGUUUGUAUAUUUGUUUUAGGGCUGCACAAUUAAUCAAAUUUUAAUUUCGAUAAUGAUUUUUGCAUGGGCAAGCAUGAUUGAUUGAUAUUUAAAUGUAUGCUUCACCAGUUAAAAUGCAAAGCAAAAGCAAAUCAGUUGCUUCCUAAAUCAGUGCCGGACCACCCGCUUGUGCAAAUCAUAGUUUUUCCCUGCAGCUUUAAAUUUCCUGGACUAAUGUAGACGACUAACAUUACCGGUAUGUUAAAGAAUUUAAAAAUCACCAAAAUUAUGAGCACAUUAUGAGCCUGUGCCUCCAGGAGGAUCACCUGGAACAGCCUCGUUGAUUUUAAUUUUGCAUUAAGUUUCGGUAUAUAUUUUUUUCUUGAUGCAAAUAAGGAAGACAAGUUUUAUUUUGAUGCAGAUACAGAUGUGAGCAUGUGAAAGCAGUGCUAUAAAAUUAAAUGAAUAAUUGGGACCAAUAAAAAUGAAGAUGGCUUAACAAACCAAAGGGUGACAUCAUAAAGCAUCAAGAACAUAGGACCUUAGAAUUGGAGGGGGUAAUUUCAUGUUUGUGACAUUUCCGUUGUGAUAAGCAGAUCAAAACUAAACUAAGGGGGCAGCGGUGGGGGAAGGUGUAUUGAUCCUUUAUGCUGUUUAGUAAAAAGUACUAAUACCUCACUGAAAAUACAUCACUGUUUGUAAAAGUCCUCAAAUUGAGAUUGUUUUAGCUUGAUUUAAACUGACACGAAGGUUUGGCCAUAAACCUCAAUGAACUGAAACAAUGCCGUAAAGAAGAGUGCUCUAGAAGUAUUUCACAAAGAUGCAAGAGACUAAUUAAGUUAUACAGAAAUCACUUCCAGUUAUUGCUGCUAAAAGGUGGUUUUACAAGCUGCUGAAUCAUGGGAUGUAUUUAAUUUUUCACACUGCUUCUGUAUUUUGGCGUACAUUUGUUUAAUAAACAUUUACACUGUGUAAUAUA